GCACUUUCGACAAAACAAAAAUAAGUGUUGCUUUAAAAUGGCUGCGCCCAAUAAACACGAAAAUGUUGAAUGUUCUUUAAACACUGAUAACGGAGCAGCACCGCAUUCUCCAAUUGUAAAUAAACCAACAUGCAUUAUUGUGCUUGGAAUGGCUGGUUCUGGAAAAACAUCUUUCGUUCAGAGGCUGACACACCAUCUUCAUGCAAAGAAAAUUCCACCCUAUGUAAUCAAUCUGGAUCCUGCUGUCCUGGAUGUGCCCUUUCCAGCCAACAUAGACAUUAGAGACACAGUAAACUACAAAGAAGUUAUGAAACACUAUUCUCUUGGUCCAAAUGGUGGAAUAGUCACAUCACUUAACUUGUUUGCUACUAGGUUUGAUCAGGUGAUGAAUUUCAUUGAAUCAAAAUCCAAAGAAUGCACAUAUGUUGUUUUAGAUACACCUGGACAAAUAGAGGUCUUUACCUGGUCAGCGUCAGGAACCAUCAUAACAGAAGCAUUGGCAUCCAGUUUUCCCACUGUGAUAGUGUACGUGUUAGAUACUCCACGCAGUGUGAACCCGGUGACCUUCAUGUCAAACAUGCUGUAUGCAUGUAGCAUAUUGUACAAGACCAAGCUGCCAUUUCUUAUUGUUAUGAAUAAGAUUGACAUCAUCAGUCACAGUUUUGCACAGGAGUGGAUGACAGACUUUGAAGCUUUUCAAAAUGCACUGGAACAUGAAACAUCUUAUGUAUCCAACCUGACCAGGUCAAUGAGUUUGGUCUUGGAUGAGUUCUACAUGACCAUAAAAAGUGUUGGAGUGUCUGCUACCACUGGUGAAGGUUUUGAUGAGUUUUUAUCUAAAAUUGAUGAUGCUACAGUUGAAUAUGACAAAGAAUACAGACCUAUGUAUGAAAAACUGAGAUCAGAGAAAACUCACAAGGAAGAGGCAGAGAAACAAAAACAAAGAGAAUCUUUCUACAAGGAUCAUUUUGGUGGCGAUAUUCCAGUGAAAAGUGAUUUGUUAGAGUCAGUCUCAACAAGAGUUGUCUUAGAACAGCCAACAGAAGAGGGCAGUGAUGAAGAGGAACUCACUCAGAACACAGAUGAUGCCAACACACUGGAAGAAGAAUCUUUCAGGCGGUACUUGGAUGCCAGGAGACAACAGCAGUCAAAAAAAGUGAUCAAAAAAGAUUCUCAAAGCUAGUGAAGGCUGUGUAAAUGACUGUGAAUGAGUGAUAAUAUAUGAAUGUAUGUUUAAAUGUCUGAGAUGUAAAGGUGACUAUAUUGAGUGCUUUCACAUAAUAUUCAUGUACAAUACUAGAACAUGAGAAUAUAACUCUAGGUUAUAUUAUGGAAAUUGUUAUGCUAUUGAAGGGCUAUAGCUUCAUUGCUCAGUACAAUAACCAGCUAUCUGUAAUUUUGUUAUGAGAUGUUUAGGUAUAUAAAUUUAGGAUCAUUUUUUUGUUAUGCUAAUAAUGUUUUGAACCCCUAGGAAUACAUGUGAAUCUAAGUCUUCUACCACUUUAGUUACAUUCUCACAUAAAUUAUACAGAUGUUUGUUACCUUCUAAUUUUCCUAAAUGGUAGCAUUUAUAAGGAAACGUUUUUAGCAAAUAUUUAGAUUCAGAUGUAACUUUGAAAUGUGUUAAGGCAAUGAUUCGUUAUUAAAAUAUAUUACUAUAGUAUUGCUUGUCAUCCAAAGAGCAGGAGUCAAGUAUUAUAACUUUUAUUUUUUUAAAAAACUAUUUAAUAGAAUUUAGCUUUCAAGUUUAUUUAGUUUAUUUCAUUUGUGGGUUUCUGCUUAUUUGACUAAAUUGUUAUGUAACUUUAUAAACUCAAAAUGAUCCCUACUCAUUUUAAAACAUUUAUUGCUUUGAAUGAUUUGGGGAUUUCUUAAAUAUGUUCUCUGAUAAAAACUACCACAGUAUUUUUUAAUGUUAUCUUAUCUGAUUAACAUUGAUAGUUCAUUGUUUUUUUUCACUGAUGAAGAGGGGUUCAUUUAUUACCUUCUGUAACUAAUGUUGUUUGUAUUGUUAGACUAGGCACUUGAACAAAUCCUUGACAGUAAUGCUAUAGUCAUUUUAGUUAAUUUUGAUUUUUGGCAGUUUAGACCAUGUCGUGCCCUCAGUCAUUUUAGACUCGUGUAAUGUCAAAUAGUAUAAGAGAAUUGUUGGUGAUGAUAAAGUUUCACUAGUUCACCCAUAAAAAAAAAAGAGGCGUUCUGUUUUUUUUUUUUUAUAUUGCUUUUAUACAGAGCAUCUUUCAUGCUUAUGGCAUGCUCAGUGCACUAAGCAAACACAACUCUGCUUGAGUCAGGAUUUAAACUCCAGCCCCCUUGUUUUGUGGCCAAGCCGUAGUUAAGGUGUUUUGGCACCUCAGCCGCACAUUUCAUUUAUUUAUAAAAAAGUUUCUGAAAAAAAAAAUGAACUGUUUUAGUUUACAAUAGAAAAUGUUCUUCAGUUUUUAUUUGUAGUCAUUUCCAAUGUGAACUUCUCCAUCUUAAUCAAAGAUGAAAACAAGAAUGUUUCUAUGUAGAUAGAUGUGUAGUCUUGAAAAACAGAUGACGAUUGUGGCAUGAGUAGGUUGGGCUUAAUUGAGCUUUCCAUUAUCUUUGUUUUGUUUGUCUAAGCUCUCUGCUAUUUAAUUACUUAAUCUCCAGAAACAGAAAUAGCCUGAGUGUGGUGCUGAAUUUGGGGCAAAGCUAAUAAAUUUUACGCAAGAUGAUGUUAUCUUCCAUGGAGUUUUGAUUCAAUUAGAAUAUGUUUUGUUUUUAGCUUUGAAGUGUUUAGAUUCUGUUAUUUGUAAGAAGUUAUUUUAAAAGUGUCUUUUAUGUAAAUAAAAUGAGGAUCCUAAACAAUA
Biomphalaria glabrata is the source of this 2837-nucleotide messenger RNA. Its product is annotated as GPN-loop GTPase 1-like. The record is from RefSeq and is a predicted model, not a curated record. The transcript is spliced from 12 exons. The coding region runs from base 38 to 1183 and encodes 381 amino acids. Gene Ontology annotation, molecular function: GTPase activity. Lineage: Eukaryota; Metazoa; Mollusca; Gastropoda; Planorbidae.